Molecule: messenger RNA, 633 nt
Organism: Talaromyces proteolyticus
Lineage: Eukaryota; Fungi; Ascomycota; Eurotiomycetes; Eurotiales; Trichocomaceae
Product: cytochrome P450
Exons: 4
Coding region: 1-633 (210 amino acids)
Molecular function (GO): monooxygenase activity; heme binding; iron ion binding
Source: RefSeq, a predicted model, not a curated record
AUGUGUCUAGAGUAUAAGAUUGGCCCUUAUCACUUAUUAACAAGCGAUCUGGAUGUGAUGAGUCGCAUGCUUGGCGUGCGAUCGAGGUGUCGAUGUGCAGAAUGGUACACAGGAAUGCGCUUUGCGCCUACGAGAGAUAAUGUGGAGUCGGAAAAAGAUGAAGCAAAACAUAGCGCGCUGAGAUCGAAAAUGGCUGCGGGUCUUCUAGCGCGACAAUGGUAUUCAGGAAGAGAGGUCGACCGUUUAGAAGAGCGUGUGGAUGGGACAGAUACCAGUGCGACAGCGGUGCGAGUGGUUCUACUUUAUUUGUUUACCACACCUCGUGUUCUAGAGAAGUUUCGUGCUGAAUUUACGGAAGCCCAAGUUUCUUUGCCCAUCCGCGACUCAGAGGCUAACGACUUGCCAUAUUUCCAAGCAAUCAUCAAAGAAGCUCUUCGCAUCUGGCCGCCUGUCAUUGGUUUGAUGGAGAAGGAAGUCCAGCCCGAAGGCGACGUCGUCAACGGACAGUUUAUCCCUAGUGGUGCCAACAUUGGGUACUCCGCAUUUCGAAUCUUUCGAUCUAAGAAACUAUGCGUUGAUGACGCAGAUGAAUUUCACCACGAACGGUGGAUCGAUACUCACCAGGACAGUUGA